Molecule: messenger RNA, 381 nt
Organism: Penicillium arizonense
Lineage: Eukaryota; Fungi; Ascomycota; Eurotiomycetes; Eurotiales; Aspergillaceae
Exons: 3
Coding region: 1-381 (126 amino acids)
Source: RefSeq, a predicted model, not a curated record
AUGCCUGCGCCGGCCCACAUUCAAGCGGCUACGCUCCAGAAAUUUCUCGCAGGAUGGAAGAAAUUCACAGCCCAAGAGUGGAUGGCUACCUGGUCUGCAGAAAAUACGCAGCAGAUCCUACCUUUCAGCCUGGGAGUGCCGUCGCGCUCGCGGGCAGAGGUGCAGCAAAUCUUACCAAUGCUCAUUGGAGUUUUGAAGAACUAUGAAAUGGAGGUACACGAGCUGGUACACGAUGCUUCAAAGGGAAAGGCUGCUGUCUAUAUCACCUCGAAGGCCAACACCCCCUUAGAAGGGAAUUUCAAGUGGACAAACGAAUAUGCCGUCUUUCUCACAUUUACCGAGGAUGGACAGAAAAUAUGCAAGAUGGAAGAGAUGGUCUAA